Messenger RNA from Rhagoletis pomonella (apple maggot), 3438 nucleotides. Its product is annotated as basic-leucine zipper transcription factor A-like. NCBI's taxonomy places the organism in Eukaryota, Metazoa, Arthropoda, Insecta, Diptera, Tephritidae. The record is from RefSeq and is a predicted model, not a curated record. The transcript has 2 exons. The coding region runs from base 2112 to 3236 and encodes 374 amino acids.
UUUAAGAAAUCGAUCUACCAAACCGAUUAACAAUGUAAGCGAGACCACACAAACUAUACCGGAAAGUGAUUCGAGCUCCGGACAAGUCAUUAUAAAACAAAAAAUCCGAAACAUAUAGGGAAACGACCCUAGAUGACCGGGAUACCUACGGAGCCCGAUGGCUCCUGGGCAAGUGAAUCUAUUUCUAAUGCAAAAAAGAAAGUCAAACUUGACUCUAAUGCAGGCAAUAUUAUAAUAAAGCCGCUAAUGAAGUAAAAUGAAGGAAAAGAUGACGAGCAACUUAAAUAUGACACAGAACAUGGAGGACAUUUCGUGGUGUAUAUUGACAGCAGAUGCAAGGACCAAGAAAGAAAACCAAUCAAUGCCAUUACCAUAUCAAAUGUACUCAAGAAAUUCAACCUAGAUGGAAUUGACGAAGUAGUAAAGGUGCGAUACGGUAGAGUGAAGGUCGGAUGUAGGUAUGCAGAGGUAGCAAACAGUGUUUGCUACGAUAGGCGACUUAAGGACAAGGGAUAUGAACCAAAAAUUUUACAACAUUGUUUGUCGAAGACGGGAUUAAUCUUUGAUAUCCCCACAGACAUUCCAGUCGAAGAACUCCUACAAGACUUAAAGUCUUCGAUACCUAUUAUGAAAAUUAUUAGAGUAGAAAGGAGGGAUGGAGAAGAUAAGGAAAAGAAGAUACCAACCAGAAGAAUAAAAAUCUUUUUCAUGGGCCAGAAGCUGCCGAGUCACAUAUACUAUGCAUAUACAAAAAUAGAUGUAAAACCCUUUAUACCUCUGACACAGUGCUACAGAUGCUUUCGGUAUAAUCACUUCGCGCAGAAUUGUAAGGAACAACUGGAGAAAUGUAAGAAAUGUUUCCAAGUACACUCGGAGGAGGAGCAAUGUAAGAAGGUAGUGUGCGUUAACUGCAAGCACGAGCACGCGCCAACAUCUAAAGAUUGUCCGGCUCGUGUAUAAGCUUUUAUUAUAAAAAGGACAAUGACUUUGGAAAACUCAACAUAUGAAGAAGCACAAAAAUAUUGACAAGCAUAUUGGGAAACAGAUUUGAAAUAUUGUACGGUUACAAUGAGCAAUUCCCGCCUAUACAGAAGAGACCCAGAGACUUCCCAAUGGAAACAAGAAAAGACACAACAGCAUAUAUACAUGAAAUUCUACCGUACAAUAAAGUUGUAAAAUAUAACCAAAACAGAAUAAGGGAGGAAAUGAAUGCGUCUAAUACGAUGCAGGAAUGGAGAGACGCCAUACAACCUAUCAACUUAAAUGAAAUAAGAAUUGGAACACAAAAAAUCAAAGACACGCAGGACAGUUUUAAUGAAUUAAAUUUAGCUAUAACUAAACAUUUAACGUCAAAUGGAAACGAAAGAUUAAACCGCAGCACAAUUGAAUUAUUUAACAACAUCCGCACAACAAUCAACAAAAUUAAUAACAUAUUUGAUAGCACUUUAAGAACAAAUAGUACAAAUACUAGAAGUUUGGGAGACAACAACAACUUAACAUAAACAACAAUUAUGAAAAUACUACAACUUAAUGUUCAGAGCUUGAAGAAACUAGGAAAUAAGGAACUGUAAGAAUUAUUUUUACACAACAAUAGCAUCGACAUCGCUAUGCUUUCAGAGACAUGGUUUAAGAAUAACUACGACACAAGCUUAGCUGAAUAUAACUUUGCAUACCAGAACAGGAGCGACGGAUAUGGAGGAGUUGGAAUCUACAUUAAAAAAUACAUAAAAUUCUCAAUAUUUAAUAUACGCUCUGAAAUAGAAAGUAUUGGAAUUAAAACUUUAAACCUUAAGAAAAAUAUAAAUAUCAUCAGUAUAUAUGCACCGCCCAGCAUCAAUAACCACGAUUUCCGAACUGGAAUGGACAAAAUUUUUACAUAUACAAGAACACUAAGAGAAACAACAAUAAUCGGUGGAGACGCUAAUGCAAAAAACUGAGCAUGGUAUCAAGGCAUUACCAAUCGAAAAGGAUCUAUACUGGAAAACAUAGCAGCAGACAAUGGUUUAAGAUGUCUGAAUGACGGAUCGCCAACAUUUUAUAUCAACCCUACAAAUAAAUCAGCAAUAGAUGUGACUUUUACAAAUGAUAAUAGUAAUAUUUCAUGGAAAACAAUGACAAAACUAACCAAUAGUAAUCAUACCCCAAUUAUAAUUACACUAGACCAGUCUUACCAGACAAAACCAAGCUUAAAAAUACUACAUAAUAAAAUCUUAUCAGAAAUGAGUUCGUUCAAAGUGGGAAAUUCUCUACAAGAAUUUACCAAUAACUAUAAUAAAGUGAUAAGAAAGAAUACAAUCCAAGUGCAAAAAAACAAAUAUGUACCCAAAAUUUGGUGGUCGGAUUUGUCUCAAAGGCUCUUUAGACUAAGAAAUGCAGCAAGGAAAAAAUACUAUCAAUUCCCUACAAUUCCAAACGCAGAACUAGUAAAAAUAGCGGAUAUCAAUUUAGCUGAACACGUAAAAGAACAAAAAAAGAAAAGUUUUGAAGCCCUUACAAAAGACAUAUCGAAUCCAAGCAAUAUCAAAGAAAUGUGGUGUAAAAUAAACAAUUUAAAAAAGUAUCAAUGUGAAAAAAAGAUUAACAAUUCUUGGAGCAGUCAAGAUCAGAACAAAUAUCUAGCGUUCAUCACUCGUACACCUAUUAACAUUACAACCAACCAAAACUCAAACACAGUAGCGUGCAAUAGUAAUGAUCAUGAUGAUAUGUUCAAAGAAUUCAAUUAUGAAAACUUUGUACAUUUUUUACAAACGAGAAAUCUAAAAUCAGCAAAAGGAACCGAUCUAAUUUCGUAUAAAAUGCUAAUGCAAUUGAGAGAGGGGGGAAAAAGAAACUUAUUUAAAAUACUGGAAGAUAUAUGGAUUACAGGAAUAAUACCGGAGAAAUGGCGCGAAAUUAAGAUAAUACCUAUUUUGAAAAAAGAAAAGGAUAAAAUGGACAUAUACAAUUAUAGACCAAUAUGCUUAAUGUCGGUCCUAGCGAAAACGGUGGAAGGUAUCAUUAAAGUAUAUGUUGACAAACAUAUCAAUGAUAAGGCAUUAGUCCCCGAGAGAUCCUACGGAUUCAGAAAAAACAGAUCGACGACGUUGUGCAUCAAUGAUUUAAUUAAUUUGGUGUAUAUUAAGAAAGAAAAGAAGAUGUAUGUUAUGGCGGGUUGCAUAGACGUCGAAAAAGCAUACGAUUCGGUGGAUAUAAAUAUAACAACAUUAUGGAAGAAACUGAGUUUAAUGACAAAGUAAGAGAUUGGAUAAUAUCAUUUCUUAGCCGAAGACUGGUUGUACUUGGACAACAAAAGGCAAUAACUAACAACGGUUUGGCGCAAGGAAGCGGGCUAAGUCCAACAUUGUUCAAUAUCUACACAGCACAAAUACAUUCUGUAGCAAGUGAAAAUUGUGAACUAUUCCAAUAUGCCGAUGAUUUCUUUCUUGUAUGCACACAUAG